Messenger RNA from Microplitis mediator, 1294 nucleotides. RefSeq lists its product as uncharacterized. NCBI's taxonomy places the organism in Eukaryota, Metazoa, Arthropoda, Insecta, Hymenoptera, Braconidae. Bases 447 to 1070 code for a protein of 207 amino acids. The record is from RefSeq and is a predicted model, not a curated record. The transcript is spliced from 2 exons.
UACAAGAACUGAAAAAUAAUUUUUGGUUGCCAGUAUACCUGUAGUCGUUGCACUGAUCAGUCGAUAGUUUUGUGAUAAAUUAUUUCUCAAGUGAAUUAAAUUAUUAACCAUGGGACGUGAUUCUAGAAAGGUUUCAAGAGAACUUCGGAGUUCUGAAAAAAUUAAUAAGUCGCGUUCAGUCAAAAGAAAGAAUGUUUUUAAUCCGAAAACAGCCGAACGUGAUGAAAGUAUUCAGAGUACAUCUUCUAAAAAAUUAAAACAAAACACUGAAGAUGAUGUACCUGAAGACAGCAGUACUGAAUUUCGAAUAAUAAAUUUUAUUCAGGUAUUCACUGCAAUUUCUGCUCUUAUAAAAUGUAAAAAAUGUGAUGGAAAUGUAGUGUUUCAAACAGCAAGUACACGUGGGCUGGGAUUCAAAAUUGUAGUUGCAUGUAAUAACUGUGGAAAUGAAUAUAUUCCUUCCUGUUGAAAAUAUGAAAUCUGCUAUAAUGGCAACCUUUUAUCACUACGGCUCGAGUGAUGAAAAACCGAAUCAUGAUAUGUGUCCAAAAGGCGAAGAAUCUUGGUGCUCUUACCAGCGCGCUGAAGCAAGAGGAGAGCUUGAUACCUAUUCUCACGAUUAUUCUCCCUUACCUUCUGAUGUUUUAAAAGCUAUCAAGCCUAUAUACGAAGAUCUUAGUAAUGAAAAUUUACUUUCAAGAUGUGUAGGUGGAUUCAAUCAGAAUAAUAAUGAAAGCUUUAACCAACUAGUAUGGAAAAUAUGCCCAAAAACGGUAAAUACUAGUUUUACUAUCGUACAAAUAGCUGCAUACGUUGCUAUGUGUAUAUUUAAUGAGGGUAUAAAUUCAUUAUUAGUCUUGAUGAAUACACUAGGACUUAAUUGUGGGCCUAAUUCUCAUCGGUAUGCAGAAAGAAUGGAUGCUGCACGUAUCAAAGUAGCAGAUAAGCGCGCUAAUGAUAACGCCCGAGAAGGUCGAUUGCAACGUAGGCACCAGCAAAUCGAUAUUUUGGAAGCUGCUAUGACGGCUGAAGAGCUAUUAUAUGGUCCAGGAAUAGAUGACUCAGUAUGAAUCUCCAAGGACUUAUGAUGAUCACCGCAAAGGACUUCGGGAGGAACGGGCUCUACAAAAACAGCGAUAACUUUUUGAAUUAUUAAUUUUUUUUUUUGAAAUUUUCGUGAAGUCAAAUCGAAACGUGUUCUAAUAAAGCUAUGUUUUUAUUUUUGUCAAAUAAAGUAAUUAACUACAAAAAAAAAAUUAUUGAAAAUCAUCAUUUUUUCAGGCCUCUGAGUACC